Molecule: messenger RNA, 1255 nt
Organism: Hordeum vulgare subsp. vulgare (domesticated barley)
Lineage: Eukaryota; Viridiplantae; Streptophyta; Magnoliopsida; Poales; Poaceae
Product: LEAF RUST 10 DISEASE-RESISTANCE LOCUS RECEPTOR-LIKE PROTEIN KINASE-like 1.2
Exons: 2
Coding region: 189-1007 (272 amino acids)
Molecular function (GO): polysaccharide binding
Source: RefSeq, a predicted model, not a curated record
GAAUGAAGGGUGAUUCAAGGACGAAUCACCGUGCAACCGCGAGCUGCCGCGUGCUCCGUGGAGGCUCGAAAUUUCCACAUCCAGUCGAAGCACCUGUCGCCCACCCUCACUUGACUCUCACGCGCCACGAUCGCGCCAGCUAAAGUCGGCGCCCCUCCCCCUCCCCAUUGCCCAUCCACACCGCCGCGAUGCCUCCCCUGCUCCUCCUCCUCGCCGUCCUGCUCCUCUCCUCCACGGCCAACGGCUACCCGUCUACCUGCAGCAAUGCCACCUGCGGCGACCUGACCAUCGCCUACCCGUUCUGGCUCAACUCGUCCUCACCAUCCAGCUGCGGCUACCGCGGCCUCGGCCUCGCCUGCGAGGGCAACACCACCCUGAUCCUCCCCGCCCAGUCCCACCACCGGUACAGAGUCUCCUACAUCGACUACGACACGCGCUCCGUCUUCCUCGUCGACGACGCCGAGGCCGAGGCCCUCAACACAACCACCUGCCCGCACCUCCACUUCAACUUCACCAUCGACGCCAGCUCCGCGCUGCACCUCACCCGCUCCGACUCCAACAUCACCUUCUUCUACAACUGCAAGAGGAACGCCUCGUCGCCCUCCGCCGUGGAACUGACCGGCUGUCCGGACUACAACGGGAGCUCGUACGCGUUCACCGGCGAUGGCUACACGGGCGCAGCGGACGAGUACGGGUGCGAGGCGGCGGUGGUGGCGCCGGUGCUGGACGCUCAUAAGAAGGCCAUGGUGGAGGCGCCCCCCGCGUCAAGAUACGUUGAGGUGCUCAAGGGCGGGUUCGAGCUGAACUACAGCCCGCACUCCGUGCAGUGCGGCGCGUGCGAGCGCUCCGGCGGAUGGUGCGGCUACCGGCACAACCAGACGCACGGCGGGCCGGGCGUGGUGGGCUUCGCCUGCUUCUGCGACGGCGGGCCCACGGAUGAUCAGUGCGGUGUUGCAGUAGAGGGGAUGAAAGUUGUCCUCGGCUUCAACGACACACAUGGGGCAUAGAUCAUGGACCUCGAGACCCAUGUUAUGCUUAUUCUGCCAGGUUGGUAAUGAAUUCGUUGCAACCUUCCAAGAGAAAUUGCGGAUUGUUGGAGGUUUGUCGUACGACGAGAUCAAGUGACAACAUGAUCGCCGACAACCAGGCCUAGUGCUUGAUCAUGUUGUAGCGCCCUUGUGAGCAUCAUCAAAAGCGAACUAGUAAGCACUUUUAACAAUAAAAUCCCAUACUUGUCGGGACCCGAACAAGUGUG